CAAAAAUAUUGAAAUCAUAAAUGUUAGCGAAGAUGAAAGUAUUGAAAUCAUUGAUAUUAGUAAAGAUAUUGAAUUCAUGAAUGUUAGUGAAGAUGAAGAUAUUGAAAUCAUUGAUAUUAGCAAAGAUAUUGAAAUCAUGAAUGUUAGCGAAGAUGAAGGUAUUGAAUUCAUUGAUAUUAGUGAAGAUAUUGAAAUCAUUGAUAUUAGCGAAGAUAUUGAAAUCAUAAAUAGCGAAGAUAAUAACAUUGUAAAUCUUAGCGAAGAUAUUAAAAUUAUGGGCAUUAGUGAUUAUUAG
This is a messenger RNA of Dentiscutata heterogama, 295 nucleotides long. The record is from the annotation of a GenBank genome assembly. Lineage: Eukaryota; Fungi; Glomeromycota; Glomeromycetes; Diversisporales; Gigasporaceae.